Messenger RNA from Cherax quadricarinatus, 1826 nucleotides. Its product is annotated as MFS-type transporter SLC18B1-like. Gene Ontology annotation, biological process: transmembrane transport. Gene Ontology annotation, molecular function: transmembrane transporter activity. The record is from RefSeq and is a predicted model, not a curated record. NCBI's taxonomy places the organism in Eukaryota, Metazoa, Arthropoda, Malacostraca, Decapoda, Parastacidae.
UGGCAUCUUCACCACCGCCACGACGUGCAUAUUGUUCGGAUUUUUAGAUCGAAUCAACAACACCACAGCUUUCAUUGGGCUGUCUUUCGCCAUCAGAAUAGUGGAGGCCAUGGGGAACUCCGGCUUUCUAACAGCAUCGUUCAGUAUCAUCGCUAUGGAGUUCCCUGAAAAUGUUGGUGCCACCUUCGCCUCCCUAGAGACCUGCUUCGGCCUGGGAAUGAUCGUGGGUCCCACGCUGGGUGGUGCACUGUUCGAGCUGGGUGGUUACACUCUGCCUUUCGUCACUCUGGGUAGCAUGCUGCUCGUCGCUGCUUCUUUGACCUACUGUAUCCUGCCAUCCUACGGUUCAGAUUCAAAAGGUGAAGCGCCAUCUGAAGGCAAUAUUAUCUCACUGAUGAAGGUCCCUGCUAUCGCCCUCGCUGCCUACGCCAUCAUUGCCUCUUCCAUCAGUAUUGGCUUCCUGCAAGCGACGUUGGAGCCUCAUCUUCGUCCACUUGAGAUGUCACCCUUCCAGUUAGGUCUCAUGUUCGUCCUUAAUGGCGCUACCUACGGCCUCUUCGCUCCAUUGUGGGGUUUCUUGUGUGACAAAUGCAUCAACCCCAGGUUUGUGGUGAUCUUUGGAGCCCUUGUGGUGAUGGCUGCUUUCAUCAUAAUAGGACCAGCUCCAUUCCUGCCCAUCCCCACCACAUUGCCCCUGUGUAUCAUCGCUCUUGUCCUUCACGGCACUGGGUUUGGCGCCGAACUUGUCGCCACGUUCACCAGUGCUCACCGAGAUGCUGUCCAAAAUGGUUUCCCCGACGACAUUCAGACCUAUGGCCUGGUCUCAGGUCUCUGGACCUCUACCUUCGCCCUAGGAGCUUUCAUUGGGCCAUCAGCAGCCGGGGCAUUGUUCGACUGGAUCGGCUUCUCUUGGGCGACCGUAUUCGUGGUGGCGCUGCAUCUCAUCGUCGCGCUGUCAUUCUCACUCCACAUGUGCUUCGGCAAAAAGAAGGUCAGCGCGGGACUGUACACCAAGAUCCACCAAAGUUUAGCACACGACCCAGAGAAAGCUUCGCUUCUUGGUAAGAAACACUCCAUCACCUCCAUAACAGAUUCCUCUUACUUCAGUGGGGCGUCAGACUCGUCAAAUGAAUAUUACGUGUAUUGAUCAAAAGAUCUUCUUAGAUGUGAGUAAUGUACUAGUCCUCGCACGUGUCAAGCACCCAGGGGAGGUGUUGGCAAGGUAAAUCAUGGUUUACUUCAUGGACAUCCUCUACAGUCCCACCGAGUCUGGCAAGUACCAGGCAUCUAGUGGAGGUGUUUGGAAGGUAACUCAAUGUUUAUCAAAUGGACGAUCUCUACACUCCCACGACACGAAGAUUUACGCAAGUUGAUGUGUAUAAAGCUUCACGACAGCUGUCCGCAACUUGAAAGAUUCCAAGUCAGAUGACUUCAGCGCCCACCGUAGAUAACCACCGCAACUGUACCAGAGUGGCUGCGCAGCGUCCAGAUGUCAUCAGUUAGUACAAGCACAGGUCACCGACCGACCUAGUACUGUGGUCCAGGAGAACAGGAGAAGCAGGCGGCGGAGAGGUGGUUCCUGCUAUCUUACAACACUCAGCAUUAUUGUUCCUUAGCCGUACUUAAUGUUGGUUUAACUAAGUCACCCCCUGCAGGUCUCAGUAGUAUUGUUAAUUAGUCCUAAUGGUACUCCUACCGACUGCUCAAUAUUGUUAUAAGUGUUGCCCUCAGGGCCUCUCAUCUCUACCCAGGUUGUAGAUAUAUCGAGUCAAACGUUUGUGAGAAUGUUGUCUAACUUAUAAAAUAAAACUGCAGUUUAUAUAAAA